ACUGCUCUGCUUCAUUCCAUCCAAAAUGCCAGUCAACGCAGUUCGUCGCGGAAUCUCCGUCAUGCGCAAUGGCGUCGGUGCCUUUGUGCUUCCCUGCCGCAAACUCACCUUCCGGUACUGCAACCGGGGUGCUUCGUCAGUUGGCAUGCGAGAAUACAUUCACGAAAACCUUGCCAAGUUCAGUAAAGAGAACCCCGGUAUCGAAUUCGAGGUCACCCAUAAACACGGCCAGCCCCUCAUCACCGGCCACUAUCUCAACGGAAAGAAAAAAUCGAUUGGCGUCGCAAACAUGUCUCCCUCCGAAAUCGUCACAAAAGCCAAACUGCUCCGCAACUCCUCCGGCAAAAAGCUCGUCCGUCCUACCCACCCCGUCUCUUCUAUCAACGACGGUCCUCGUGGCAUCUGGUCUCCUUUCCACAUGCUUGCGCAGUACCGACACAAGGUCUAAAUCGUCGUACGGGGUCUCGAUAUCGUACAUAUCUCUUUGGCGUUCUCUUUAUUGUAUAUAGCUUUCUGAUUGUUUUCUGUACAUUAAUCCUUAUCUUAUUAUUAAGAAUUAUCCAACAAUGCAAUACAGUUAUAAAAAAUA
Messenger RNA from Myxozyma melibiosi, 589 nucleotides. Its product is annotated as thioredoxin-like protein. Bases 26 to 448 code for a protein of 140 amino acids. Lineage: Eukaryota; Fungi; Ascomycota; Lipomycetes; Lipomycetales; Lipomycetaceae. The record is from RefSeq and is a predicted model, not a curated record. The transcript has 4 exons. Gene Ontology annotation, cellular component: mitochondrial large ribosomal subunit. Gene Ontology annotation, molecular function: structural constituent of ribosome. Gene Ontology annotation, biological process: mitochondrial translation.